Molecule: messenger RNA, 1749 nt
Organism: Misgurnus anguillicaudatus (oriental weatherfish)
Lineage: Eukaryota; Metazoa; Chordata; Actinopteri; Cypriniformes; Cobitidae
Source: RefSeq, a predicted model, not a curated record
UAAUCUAAAUCGUACCUGUGAGUUUAGUGGAAUAGUCAUGUUAUUAGAACUGAGUCUUUGGCUGCUUGUAUUACCAGCCGCUCUCUCGGCUCCAGCUAGACAACAAUGCACCACAGGCAAAAACAAACUGCUGUUAGUCUCGUUCGACGGCUUCAGGUGGGACUAUGACAGAGAUGUGGACACUCCAAAUCUGGACAGAAUGGCUGAGGAAGGAGUCAAGGCGACAUAUAUCACUCCACCUUACGUGACCAUGACCAGUCCUUCACACUUUACACUGUUAACUGGAAGGUACAUUGAGAACCAUGGUGUGAUUCAUAACAAUUGGUUCAACGUAACCACACAGGAAAAGGAACAGUACUACAUGACACAGUUUAAGAAUGAGUACUGGGAUAAUGGCAGUCUGCCUAUUUGGAUCACAGCUCAAAGACAGGGUCUGAAAACAGGAUCCCAUUACUUUCCUGGCACUGCUGCUUCCUACCAAAACGAAACAGUUCAAGAACAAAAAGUGGAAGUAAGAUUUUAUGACCACACCAAUGAAACAGUAUGGAGGGAGAAUGUGGAUACAGUAAUUGGGAAAUGGUUUAAAGAGAAAGACUUAGACCUUGUAACGUUGUAUUUUGGUGACCCAGAUGAGACGGGGCACAAGCACGGGCCUGAUUCACCUGAGAGGCGAGAAGCUGUCAAAAAAGUUGACCGGACAGUGGGCUACAUCCGGGAAACCGUAAAGAAACAUGGACUUAGUAAUAAACUGAAUAUUAUCAUCACUGCUGACCAUGGAAUGAGCACAGUGUUUAAAGGAGAAAACGUGAACGAAAUCAUUCUCAGUAAAAUCCCAGGUUUCUCUUUGUCGGAUCUGAAAUUCCACAUGGUAGACUAUGGAGCCUCUGGGAUAGUGUUGCCCAAAGACGGGAGGCAUGACAAGGUUUACAAAGCUUUGAAAGGAGGUCAUCCAAACCUUCACGUUUACACGAAGGAGGACAUGCCUGGACGAUUGCAUUACGCCAACCAUCCACGCAUCCUACCCAUAAUUCUCUAUGCAGACCCAGGAUAUGUCAUAAACGGGUUCUACCCAUUCCAGACCAAUAUAGGAGAACAUGGCUAUGACAAUGAGGUCAUGGACAUGAAGGCUUUCUUCAGGGCAGUAGGACCAGAUUUCCACAAAAACUUGUUGGUUGGACCAUUUGAGUCUGUAAAUGUGUACGCUCUAAUGUGCCACCUACUGGGCAUAACACCAGAAGUCAAUGACGGGUCACUGGAUGUCACCCGACACAUGCUGAUCUCCAAUGGAGAGCCAUGUGGAUCCAAAGAUACUCCAGUGUCAAGUCUUAAAAAUGUCAUCGUUGGGCUUGGUGCUGUGGCUGGAUUUUUAGUUGUGGUGUUUGUGAUUGUUACAUCAAACAAUGUUUAUAAACGGCAUAAAAAGAAUCAAAGCAGAACAAAAGACAUGAAAGAUGAGGAUGAGGAUGAUAUCAAGCAAACCACAUUCUAAGAGAGAUAAUCGAUCAGACUUAAUUUAAUAUAACAGCGGGGUCCAAAAGUCUGGGACCAUAUUGAACAACAUCUGUGAUUUAUUCUUCCAUUUAAGCUCAUAUUGUUGUUAAUAUCAUUUGUAAUGAAAAUGCAUUUCACAAAAUAGAGGCAUUUUUACUAGUAGGCUGACAUUUUUCUACUCCUUAUAUAGUAAUAUGCAUCAUAUUGACUGACGUAAAGCCUCACGUAGUAAACAGAUAAACUGAAUUUCUUUAUUAU